CCAUCUCGCCCACGACUAAUCUACUUCACCUCCGAGCGACGCCUGAGACUCCCGCCGAAGACUGCAUUGUUCUUCACGCCCACCCUCAGCCUCCCCGCCGGCAGGAACCUCCCUACAGGCUACGGAGCUUCGAUGACCAUCUCGAUCCCUUUCGAGAUUAACUUCGAUGACCUCGGUUUGACCUCUGAAGAGAAUCCUUGGGGAUUCAGGUCGUUCAGGAAGAAGAGGGAUGCUUCCGCCCCUCUCUCGGGCAUCAACUGGGCAGGAGGCGACAGGGAAAUGCUGUACCAGGUCAUGGAAGACACUUUGUCCAACAUGGGCAUGAACGGAAGCGCCUGCCUCCUGAGGGCCACGUGCGAGAUGUUUCAGUUUCCCUUCGAGAAGCAUGGCUUCUUCGGGGAGCUUCUCGAGCUCUUUUUCAGCGCCAGCCGGUCCCCCCCCCCAAAAAAAGCGCCCUCCCCGGAGCCCCGCGGGGCGGAGAGGGGCGGGCGCGCGCGGGAGGACUGUUCGAGUACCAACCCCCACUCCCCCUCUCCCUCUUCACAAACCCCCCGGCCAGACAUGGGGAUCAACAUCAACCCAAAAGAGCAAGUUUUUACGGGGAAACAAGCAGUGUCAUGA
This is a messenger RNA of Penaeus monodon (black tiger shrimp), 621 nucleotides long. RefSeq lists its product as uncharacterized. The transcript has 5 exons. The record is from RefSeq and is a predicted model, not a curated record. The coding region runs from base 133 to 621 and encodes 162 amino acids. NCBI's taxonomy places the organism in Eukaryota, Metazoa, Arthropoda, Malacostraca, Decapoda, Penaeidae.